Penicillium roqueforti is the source of this 1758-nucleotide messenger RNA. RefSeq lists its product as uncharacterized. The coding region runs from base 1 to 1758 and encodes 585 amino acids. Lineage: Eukaryota; Fungi; Ascomycota; Eurotiomycetes; Eurotiales; Aspergillaceae. The transcript has a single exon. The record is from RefSeq and is a predicted model, not a curated record.
AUGGCCUUCCAGGUCCCAACACACGUCCCCCGCCGCAGAACUUCCUAUUCAACCCCUCCGCCACCUACUCUCGACAUCCCCUCCUCCUUGUCGGAACAGCGCGAUGACGACACCGCACAAUGGGUCCUAUUCUCCCCGACCGCUCGGACACACACCACUUCAACCGAUCGUACGCGUACUGUAGGUGCUUCUCGGCUGAGUGACUUCGGCUCCUUUGCUGCAACCCGCUCUGGAAUCGGCGCCGAGGGAGAAGCCGAUGACGAGAAUGCCCUCGACGAUCAACUGGACGAAGAUGGAACCGAACUAGACAGCCUAGACGAUGGACUGCACGCUUUUCGAAUACCAGACCUAGCCCCGGUUUCCCCAACACGGUUCGAUCAGGGGCCGCCUGCCAUGCUCCCGGCCCAUGACGGGUUAGGCAGUUUCCAGGCCUCGAGUCAGGCAGUCCAGGAUCAGCUGUGGCAGCAUGAGCAAUACAACCCCCAACGGCCCUCGUACGGCCAUAUUCAACAUCACAGUCACUCGAGUGUGCAGAGAUAUCUGGAUACUGUUGAUGAGGGCGAGACAAAUGUCGAGCGAGAACGGUGGCAGCGAAUCGAAGAAUGGCGCAUGGACCAGAGCCGGGCUCUAUUGCAGGAAAUCGAACGAGAAACCCGACAGAGGCGGACUAGUCUGACCAGCCGAUCGAGCCUGCGUCAUUCGGUUGAUCCUAGCCCACAAAGUCGUGUAUCCGAGGUGCUAUCACGGGAUAUAUCACUGUCGAAAGAUGUCUCGGAGGAUGAAGAGUCUUUCUGGCGCCGCAUCACACGCACGGUGAUCCGUGACCUCAUCGGGAUUGAUGAUUCCUUGCUCUCCGUGAUCUUUGGUGAGUCGUUGCCGCUGGACGCGCAACCGCUCCCACAGGAAGAUCCACUAGACAUGGAAACGGUACUAGCUCGUGAACCAGAGCCAGAAUUCAGCUAUUCGCCACUCUGGCAGACAAAGGUGCUUCAAACGAUCGCCCAUGAGCUGGGAAUCCUUGUUCAUCAAAUUUGUGAACAUCCCGGGGCAUUUACAACCUAUUAUCAAAUGACUAAAGACAUAUCCGCCGAAUAUGCGGGGAUGUCUCUCAACCGCCUAGCAGAAAGCGGAAUUUCUCAGAAACCUGCCGAGUCGACCGCAUCAACCGUUGCUGAUACAACUGGCGAUUCCAUGCUAUCACCGCACUUCACGCCCACACUUCGAGACUCGAAUCGGGAGCACGAAGCACAAUGGGGAAUCGAAGAUGACGAUCCAAAGCGAUCUGACCAACUCUCCGAAUCGAUAAAGCUUCAACACGAGUCCGAGUAUUGGGAAAGCGGACUCGAUGUAAUGAUGGUAUUCCGCUACCUCCGCAACCGCUUCAGCCGCCGAGGUUACAUGCCCAAUGAAGCGCACACACCAACCCCACCGCGCCGCGCGCAAGACGCAUCCCGCCGAGCCGCCAUCAUCCGGCAACAUCACCCACUCGUGGCGCGAGCCUACUCCCGAUCACAACCCCAGACCCGUCGCGCAUCACAAUUCUCCGGUGUAUCAAACACAGCGGGUGUCUCCUCGCCAAUCGUACGACCGCAUCGGCGGCCUGGCUCCAGUUGUGCCAGCCAGAGCGCCAAGCUCUCGGCUAUUUCCAGCCGGCGGACGAUGACAAGUUCUAGUCGGAACUAUUGGGAUAUUGGUGGCAGCGAAAGCAAUAGUGUCAUUGGUGUUGGAGCUGGGCUCGGCACCUGGGGUGAGGUGUGA